AUGAAAAUUAGAAAAAUGUCCCAACCAGCGGAAUUAAGUUUUGACGAAAUACUUAAGUUUAUGCUAGCAAAUAAUGGAAAAGUUACAAACCAUGAGUUAGUGAAACAUUUCAAAGUGUUUUUAAUGAAUCCGGACAUGAGAGAUGAAGCCCGAAAUACUUUUAAGAAGCAUGUUAAUGCUUUAGCCAUAAUAAAAAACCAAAACAAUGAGAAGUGGUUAAUUUUAAAAAAGAAGUAUUUAAACAAUCCUCUCGUCAAACAAACAGAAGAGGCUGUGGCAUCUAAAAGUGCUGAAUUGCCUGUGGUACCAAAUGUAUCUAACAUGGAAACAGAAUCUGUUCCUCAGUCAACAUAUAAACAUCCACCACCAUUACAAUUAAAUCAAGAUUUCAAUAUCUUAGCAAAUAUUAUACAAGACUCAUCAGCAGCUGCAACACCAACCCAACCAUCAGAAAUACCCAUAGAAAUUCCAGUUAGUGAAAGCAAAGAGUCUUUGACCACUGUGGAGGAAACUCCACCCAAAAUUCAUCCACGAAAAAAAUCCUCUGAUAAAAUUUUAGCAGAGAAAAGAUCAAGUGUUGUUAGCUUAAAUUUAGGGUCUCGUUCAUCAAUACCAAGUCAAGACCUGUCAGAAUUAAGUGAGAAGUCCACCUUAACAUUAUCAUCUUCUAGAAGUGAAAGUAUGUUAAUUGACAAUGAACAAAAAAUAUCUGUUAAAGAGAGGAAGCAAAUGUUUAACAGGAUGGCAUCGGAGAGUGAUGUUCUCAAGACUCAAAAACUGAGCUUUAACAAUUCGAGUGUUGACGAAGAAGACAGAGCAUCGCUUGAACAAAAGGAAACGGAUCCAUUGGAUUCCAAGCAGAAACAGUGGAUCCUAUGCGCUGCGAGGGGCGAGUACCAUUCUCUUGCCAAAAUGUGCAAAGAGAAUGCCAAAUUAGUGCGAACAAAGGAUCCCUUCACGGUAAGUACCGCAAUGCAUUGGGCGUGUAAAAGAGGGGAUGAAAAUUUGGUGAAGCUGCUCGCUGGCAUACAUCGAAACAUAGUGAACGAACGUUCGAAUGGAGGGUACACACCAUUACACAUUGCGAUGCAGUUCAGACAUGAAAACGUCUAUAGACUCUUGGUUGAAAUGUACGAUGCUGAUCCAAAUAUGAGAGAUUGGUCCGGUAAGAAGGCGCGACAAUACCUUGUGCAUAUGGAUACGUCCCUGUCACCAGGAUCUUAUAGGAAAAAGGAGGGUUUCUUGCGCAUCGGCUCCUUAAACGUUCGUGUCAAGAAGACUACAGAGGCAUUCAGUAAUUUCCUGGGUGUUGGCGCUACUAGGACGGCGUAUGUACAUAAAAGAGCUGAUGUCGAUAGGCGGUCCGAUGACGGUGAACUACAUAAAUCAUGGGGUUCUGCAGAUAAUAUUCAGAAAGAUGAUAAAUCAAUGCCACCACCGUUAAGCAGUAAAGUGCGUCGUCGCGGUGCCAGCGGCCGGAGAGGAGUUGCAAAUCACAGUAGAAGCACGCCCUCUACACCCGACCAGGUAUUAAACUCUUAUAAUUAUAACAAUAAGUCCUUUUCUGUCAUUAACAAAGUGUUUAUAUAA
Danaus chrysippus (African queen) is the source of this 1590-nucleotide messenger RNA. The record is from the annotation of a GenBank genome assembly. Lineage: Eukaryota; Metazoa; Arthropoda; Insecta; Lepidoptera; Nymphalidae.